This is a messenger RNA of Aspergillus costaricaensis CBS 115574, 156 nucleotides long. RefSeq lists its product as uncharacterized. NCBI's taxonomy places the organism in Eukaryota, Fungi, Ascomycota, Eurotiomycetes, Eurotiales, Aspergillaceae. The annotation marks the transcript as partial. The record is from RefSeq and is a predicted model, not a curated record. The transcript has a single exon.
UAUAAAAUAACUUUAAAAAAACUUAAAGCUGCCCGUGAUUAUAUUAUUAAGAAUUUAAAAAAAAAAUUUAUUAUAUCUAAUACAGUCCUGUUUACUUCUUUUAUUUUAAUAAUAAAAAAGCCUGGAGGAGGACUAUAUCUAUAUAUUAAUUACUAG